Molecule: messenger RNA, 1125 nt
Organism: Thermochaetoides thermophila DSM 1495
Lineage: Eukaryota; Fungi; Ascomycota; Sordariomycetes; Sordariales; Chaetomiaceae
Exons: 6
Coding region: 1-1125 (374 amino acids)
Molecular function (GO): protein binding
Source: RefSeq, a predicted model, not a curated record
AUGGGCCUCCGCGACAAACUCCGCAAAAAGGCCGACGAUGAGCCCGCCCCAGCCGUUCAGAGCCGUCCAGCACCCGAGGUCACUUUCAUCCGCUCUGACACAUUCACACAAGAGAUCAUCGAACCCCCGAGCGCCGGCGGCUACAGCCAGCAGGACUCCUCCUGCCUAAGCCCCAACUCCAAGCCAGACUCGGGCAGCAAACCCCGCCGCAGCUUCGAUGUCUUCCGAAGUAGCCGAAGCCGCAGCAGCAGCGUCUCGGACUCCAGCCAUAGCCAUCGGAGCAGCAGCGCCGGCGCCCCCAGGAAGCGCUUGUCGCAGCGCCUGGGUCUGAAGCGCUCUCCCUCUACCUCGGAGAACCUGCCGCCGGACCUGCCCGAGAUCGUCGUGCCAGAGGGCGCCGAACACGACAAGGAGACGGCCGAGUCGCAGUGGGAGCAGCGCGCGACUAUCCUGGCCCUCGAGAAUGAUAAGCGCCGGAGCAGUCCUGGAACACCAGUUCACGGCGCCGCCCCUCCAAUCCUGCCGCAGCUCCGGCUCGACGGCGAGGCCUCCGCGCAUGAAAUUCCCGGAACAAAGACCAAGGCUGUCUCGUCCAAGGAGAUUGACGAGGAUAUCCAGGAGGCGAUCCGGCUCCAUGAAGCGGGAAAGUUGGAGGAGUCCACGGCUUUGUUCGCUCGGCUAGCCGAUCCGAAGGGAGCAAACAACCCCCUGAGUCAGGUCCUCUAUGGGCUGGCGUUGAGGCACGGUUGGGGAUGCAAACCCGACGCGGAGAAGGCCGUGAGCUUCCUCUCGGCCGCUGCAUCCAAUGCCGCCGAGAUCGAGCAGAUGGCCCUGGCAGCCGGUUUGAAGAGAGGAGGAGCAGCGAAAGGCGAGCUAGUCCUGGCUAUCUUCGAAUUGGCUAAUUGCUUCCGGCAUGGCUGGGGCGUUCCCAAAGAUCCGAUUGCUGCCAAACAGUAUUACGAGACGGCGGCAAAUCUCGGAGACACUGAUGCCAUGAACGAGGUGGCAUGGUGUUAUCUCGAGGGCUUCGGUACCAAAAAGGACAAGUAUCAAGCUGCGAAGUAUUAUCGCAUGGCUGAGAAGGCCGGAAACAAGAUCGUCGGAAAUUCUUGGCCGACCAAGUGA